AUGGCGGACCUUGACGAAAGAUCCCGAACGGUUGUUGAAGUGAUUAUUAAAGAAUGCUUACGAAAGUUGCAAGUUCUGGGCUGGUGUACGAAAAACGAACAAUUGUGCGACACUAGCGGAACAUAUUCCAUCGCUCGGUUGCUGGAGAACAGAAGCCACGGUUUACAUGCCGUUUUGAACGAAAUACGCUCCCAUUCGAUCGACAACUUCUCAGGCUCCCUUGAUGUGGUAUCAUCGUUAGACGAUGGUGAAAUAAAAUUCGAUAGUAGUUGCUCCGGUGAAGAGAGACUUUAUUAUGAUCGGUUCGAAUACGUGAGCCGUUCCAAAGAGUUGGCGCGCUUGCGCAACGGCUUAAGGAUCGUAAAAUUCAAAUGCCACGAACAAAAUCAAAAGUUACAUCUGGAGUCACAAAAUGCAAUGUUGAAACAUCGUUUUGUGCAAUACUGGGAAGCAUCGCGCAAGGAACAACUGCGGCACACGAUCGAUCUACAGGCUGAGCAAGUUGGGAACGAACUAGCUUUGAAACGGCGAGACAAAACACAAGCCUUGCGCGCAACGACGGCAAUCGAAGAGUACUACAACUGGAAGCUGGCCGAUAUUGAGCUACAAAUCGAAGGAUGGAUGAAUCGGUUCGAUAGCGAAAAAGAGGUCCAAGAUUCACGGUUCCAAAAGGCCCGGGCAACAGAAAAACAGUGGAACGAACUGCGGGACAUCUACGAACAUCAGGAGCGCGAAAUCGAGAGGCUACAGAAAGAGCUGACGCGCUGGACUCCAGCAGAAACUAAUUAUCCGUCUCAAGCAAACAAGAGUGGCACGGAACAACAGUAA
Messenger RNA from Anopheles cruzii, 828 nucleotides. RefSeq lists its product as uncharacterized. Lineage: Eukaryota; Metazoa; Arthropoda; Insecta; Diptera; Culicidae. The coding region runs from base 1 to 828 and encodes 275 amino acids. The record is from RefSeq and is a predicted model, not a curated record. The transcript has 3 exons.